Molecule: messenger RNA, 3955 nt
Organism: Rhopalosiphum padi (bird cherry-oat aphid)
Lineage: Eukaryota; Metazoa; Arthropoda; Insecta; Hemiptera; Aphididae
Product: GTP-binding protein 2
Exons: 8
Coding region: 922-2625 (567 amino acids)
Biological process (GO): translational elongation
Molecular function (GO): GTP binding; translation elongation factor activity; GTPase activity
Source: RefSeq, a predicted model, not a curated record
CUGUGUAAGUAGAUACUACGUCACGCGCUCACGCGAUUACCUGCGUUAUGCAUUUAUUAUACUUGUUGUUACACGUUACACCAUGUUAUGCGAUUUAUAUGCAUACGGGUUUACACUGUUCAUAGCCUACGAAUCGCGAUCAUCAGUGAAUACCGGAAUGCUGGAUAGCCGCGAAUAUCACCAAUCGCCAUAAACAUUGGAAGUUUAAUGUUCAUGCACAGACUAGGUACGUGAAAAUAUACGAAUUUUCAUAAUAUUAUGUUAUUAUAAUAAAAUAAUCUAAUCCGUGCACGCGUUCCAUACUUCCAUCGACCAUCGCUGUUUUCGUUCGUAUUUUUAUAAAUAAUACCUAUAACUAUACUCGGGAACGCUAUUAAUAGAUUAAUAUAUGUUUUGUCGACAAUUAUAACGAGUGAACAAGCGUUUCGCGUAAGUGCCAAACGGGAGGUCAGUGAUGUGAUGAUAUUUUUUUCCUAGGUCGCGCGAAUUCACAUUUUGGCACGAAAAGUCGGAAAAGUGAAAAACAAAAAAAAACACCUGUUCGAAAAGUCGCCCUUGAAACACCGUAUCGUCGGAUGUUUUCGCGUCGCGCGAUAACCGCAGUCGGACUGAUAACGGCUGCAGUCGGUCGAGUAGGGUACCCACCGCAAUAUCGCGAACUGCCAAAAUACGGUGACGGACGACCUUAAGGUGCUUUGUUUAUAAAUAAAUCCGGUGCCAGUGGGUGUACGAGUGUACACUCGUCACUCGUUCUCGAGUCUUGGACGUUGGUCGAUGGUCUUCGCCCGUAAGCCGAUUAAUUGUUUUAUUGUUACGGCGACGACGGUGGCGCGGCACAGCGUCGUCGGAUCGCGGAGCAGUGAAAUGAUCUGUAAUUGCGUUUAGUCGAAGGAACAGUCGAAAGCAGUGCCGACGACCGAUAUGGAUUCGUUCUUAGACCUAUUCGAUCCGGGCACGAGUCCUCCGACCAAUUGCGACGUAUGGCCAGAAGACGACAACGAUGCUUCCCGCCUGCCGCCCGAACCGCAAAUGGGCAACGUCGAGUACAAGCUCAAACUGACUAGUCCGUCGAAGUUGCGCUUUGAACAUCUAGUCACGCAGCUAAAGUGGAGGCUAAGAGAGGGGCACGGUGAAGCUAUCUAUGAGAUCGGUGUCGAAGACACGGGAAAGCUAACCGGAUUGUCUUCUGAUGAUAUGAAGUCCAGUUUAAUUACAUUGGAUCAAAUGGCCCUCAAACUUGGUGCCACUACAUCAGUAUUACGAGAAAGAUCUGUCAGAAAGGAUAAAAUAGUUGCGGAAGUCUUAGUUAGAAAGGUUCCAGAUGACCAAGAAUGUAUAGAAGUUAUGGUUGCUGUGUUAGGAGGUGCAGAUGCUGGUAAGUCAACUCUUCUUGGUGUCUUAGCACAUGGCGAAUUCGAUAACGGCCGUGGUAGUGCACGGUUAAAUGUUUUAAGACAUUUACAUGAACUUAGAUCUGGACGAACUUCUUCUAUAUCUCAUGAAAUUCUCGGUUUUGAUACUGAGGGUGAUGUUAUUAACUAUCAAAAAGCACGUACAGCUGAAGAGAUUAGAGAUCGUUCAUCCAAGUUGAUCACAUUUCUUGAUCUGGCUGGACAUAAAAAAUAUCUUAAAACUACCGUAGCUGGUUUAAGUGGUUACUGUCCAAAUCAUGUUAUGUUAGUUGUGAGCAGUCCAGCUGUAAAUGUUUCUAGUCCUACUCAAUUAGACAUGACCAAAGAGCAUAUGGAUUUAGCGUUAGCACUUAGGCUCCCAUUUUGCAUUGUUGUCACAAAGACUGACAUUACUCCUGCAGACAAUACAAUCAAUUGGUUGGAGUCAGUGUUGAAAUCAAUUGGGUGUCGAAAAGUUCCUCUUGUUAUUAAAUCUGAUGAUGAUGUCAUUACAGCAAGUUCAGCACAGCCAACACAAAAUGUUGUACCUAUAUUUACCAUAUCCAGUGUUACUGGUGAAAAUUUAGAUUUACUAACCAGAUUUUUAUACGUUUUACCACCAAGUAUAAGUAUAAAAGAAAAAGAAAGAUUGGAACAGGAAUGUUGUCAGUUCCAAAUAGAUGAGAUUUUUAAAGUACCAGAUAUUGGUACGAUUGUCGGUGGUGUACUUACACAAGGUGUUGUGAAUAUAGCUACAGAAUUAGUCAUAGGUCCUCUUGAUAAUGGAACAUUUGUUCCAGUCACUGUACAGUCUAUACACAGAAAUAAAGCUCCAUGCCGUGUAGUAAAAGCAACCCAGAGUGCAUCAUUAAAUUUAGAAAAAGCUAUACCGGGCCUGAGGAAUGGUAUGGUUUUAUUGGGAUUAGGCGUGAAUCAUAGUGCCUGUAUGUUCUUUCAGGCUAGGAUUGUGGUACUUUAUCAUGCAACAUCUAUACAUAAUGGAUUUCAAACCACUGUACACAUUGGGAAUAUACGACAAACUGCUGCUAUUGUUGCUAUCAUGGAGUGUGAUAAACGAGGCAUGCACACAAAUGACUCUGCAUCAGUAAUAUUUAAGUUUGCACGUCAUCCAGAAUAUGUAACAGAAGGCAUGAGAUUAUUAUUCAGAGAAGGGCAGACUAAAGGAAUUGGAAUUGUUACACAGGUGUUUGCUUUGCAAGUAGUGGCAGGAUAAACAUUUUGUUUGUAUAUAACCGAUAGUUGAUAUUUACACAGAUGAAUAUACUAAAUAGUACUAUAAACCAAACUUUUAAAAUAAAAUCACAUGUUGUAUACAAUAUUUUUUACUUAAUAUAAUGCAUAACAAUUUUAUCUAUAGUAAUAACAAUAUAUUUAAAAAUUUUAAAGCUAAUUUAAUAUACAACUAUAAAUAUAUCAAUAUUUUUAAAUUUAAGAUGACCAUUCUUAACCAUUUUAUGGUGUCUUUUUAUGUAAUAUCCAUGUUCAACGGUUUAAGAAAAACAUGAUAGUUUUUUAAAUAUAAAUUAAUAAAUGAUUCAUUAGACAUUUUUUUUAAAAGUUUUAUUAUUCUUGUAUUCAAUAUUAUCAUUUUAUGAAAAUUUGAAGUGAAAAAUUUUAUGCUAUCAUUUUAUGCAAAAGUUAAAUUGAAAAUGGCUGUUAAUGUUGUAUACUGUUAUUUUUUACAAACAUUAAUAAAAUGAAAUUGGAAUAUCAGUUGGGUUUUAGGAAAGUAAUUAAAAUAAUAUUGUUUGGAAAUAUGAUUUUGCAUAUCAAGUUUUAAAUUGACUAUUUUUAUUAUGCAUCGUAAUAUUACAAUUUUUACAAACUCAUAAAAAGACAUGUAUAUAUUAUAAAAAAACGUUGUUAUUUAAUAUGUUUAAUGCUUGUAUAAUGUAAAAAUAACAAAUAUAUUAAUAGUUUUUUUGUUAAUUAUAAGAUAAUAUAAUGAUAAUAAAAACUACAAUUUAUUUAUAAUUUAAAUAUUAAAUAUAAUAUAUUUUUAAAGCAUACAAUACAACAUAAAUGUUAGAUUUAUCUUUUAAUAUAUAAAUUACUUAAGAAUUUAAUGUCUAUUUUAUAUUUAAUUAUUAUUGUAUUAAAUGUAUAGUGUAGAAAUAAUUUUAAUAUUAGUUAGAACACUUAUUUAUUUUAGUUGCAAAGAGGUAAACCUGAGAAAAAGGAAUGAAGUACAAAAAGUUAUUUUAACUUAUAAUUUUAGGAUUUAUAUUUUAUAGUUUAGUUGUAAAAUGGUGUGACUGAGUUAUAUAUUUUAAUUUAAAGAGUAUUCAGACACUAAACUAUUUUAAUAGAAAAACAAUGUUAUAAGUUAAGUACAUAAUAAUAUUAUCUUAAGUUUUUUUUUUAGUUUAAAUGUAAUAAUGUUUUUACUUGUGUUCAAUGUAGCUAUACAGCUUAAACAAUAAUAUUAAAUGCAUCAUUUAUCAGUACUUUUGUUAUAGUUUUUAUAUGUUUUUUUUAGUUAUCAAUGUUAUAUUAAUCAUUUACUAUUUUUUCCCCAUUAAACAGUUAUUCAUAUAAUACAA